UACCUAUAUUUUGAACCUGUUAUUUUAUGUCGUAUCUUGCGACUUUAUUAUCAUCUAAUCUUUGCUAGAAUACUUCUUUAUACAUUUUUCUUUAAUGCAAAGUACUACUUAUCUUGAAAACUUAUGAUUUUUUACAAAUAUUUUUAAACGGCAAAUAAAUGGACUACAAUUGAUUUCGGAGGUUAUGAAUUUUCUAGAUAUCUAACCUCAAAUUAAUAAUAACAAAUGAAUUUCUUUUUAACUAAAAAACUUGUGUCCGUUACUUUUUUUUGUGCAAAUCAAAAUAGUAACGUGCUAGUGAAAACACAAAUGGAUUAAGUAUAUAUUGAAAAUUUUAAUAAAAUAUAACACUUACAACAUUCAUUGGUAGAAAUAAGCUAUUCAACAAAAACAAAUAUGAUUGAAAUCACAUGCAAUGACAGACUCGGAAAAAAAGUAAGAGUGAAAUGUAACCCAGAUGACACAGUUGGUGAUCUUAAAAAAUUAAUAGCAGCUCAAACUGGAACACAUUGGGAGAAAAUAGUUCUGAAAAAGUGGUACCAAAUUUUCAAGGAUCACAUAAAAUUACAGGACUAUGAGAUUCAUGAUGGUAUGAAUUUAGAAUUGUAUUACCAAUAAGCUACAGCAAGAUAGUUAAAAUUUAAUUUAAGAUUGCAUUAAAGCAUAAUGUAUAUUUUGUAAUGUUUCUUUAUAAUCCACAAAGUUUUGCAAAUACAACAUUUGAAAAAAUUAGUACUAAAUUAAUCAUGUAAGAAAAAUAUACUGUUUUUACACUUAUCCUACUGCUUAUAUCUAAAAAUAAUCAUUGUUAAAUGCUUUUCUUAUAUAAAUUUGUUAAAUUAUCACUCAGCUAAAUCACAUAUUUCUGCGUAACUUUUCUUUUGUUAUUUUAUGACAUUUUGUAUUUAAAAUUUACAACAUUGACAACAUUGAGUAAAUAAAUUUUAUAAUAAAACUA
This is a messenger RNA of Nasonia vitripennis (jewel wasp), 958 nucleotides long. RefSeq names its product ubiquitin-like protein 5 (gene ubl). The record is from RefSeq and is a predicted model, not a curated record. Gene Ontology annotation, molecular function: protein binding; protein tag activity. Lineage: Eukaryota; Metazoa; Arthropoda; Insecta; Hymenoptera; Pteromalidae. Gene Ontology annotation, biological process: protein modification process; mRNA splicing, via spliceosome. The transcript has 3 exons. Gene Ontology annotation, cellular component: nucleus; cytoplasm. The coding region runs from base 397 to 618 and encodes 73 amino acids.